Messenger RNA from Malaya genurostris, 3027 nucleotides. RefSeq names its product integrator complex subunit 5-like. The record is from RefSeq and is a predicted model, not a curated record. The annotation marks the transcript as partial. NCBI's taxonomy places the organism in Eukaryota, Metazoa, Arthropoda, Insecta, Diptera, Culicidae. Gene Ontology annotation, biological process: snRNA 3'-end processing. The transcript is spliced from 5 exons. Gene Ontology annotation, cellular component: integrator complex.
CUGCACCUGUUGGAAGAUCUGCCAUCGACGCGGGAUGCUGUAUUCGAUUACUUUUCACUGGUGUUCAACGGUGCCGUGAAGGCUUACCUGAUCAAUGUGGAAAAAAAUAGUUCGGAUGGUACGCAGGAUGACGAUGCAAUCCAGGAGAUACACGAAGCGUUGGAACGGCUAGUGCGGAAUGGUCCACCGGCCUGGUCGCCGUUGAUAUCGUCAUGGUGUCUGCGACUGUUGGGGGAAAUUUGCGACAAAAACAGUCGCCGUCGUCCGCUGGAUAUUCGAAUGUCUUGCAAUCUGUGGCUCGGAUGCAACGCCAUCCGGUGUCUGAUGGGACUGACGGCACUGUGUUUCAGCAAACUGGACGAGUUGGAAGUGGAUGCCUGUAUCACCGGACUGUUGAACACGUUUGCUCAGCAUUCACCGUACUUCGAUUGGGUGGUGGCACGGCUUGGCGGUUGCUUUCCCUCGAAGGUUAUUUCGAAAAUGUUGUUCUGCGGUCUGAAACGGUUCACUGGCGAGUAUGAUCAGGUCGAUUCCGAGGUGGAAGUUUUGAGCUAUCUGGCAUCGACCAACGAAGACGAUUUGAAGCAAGCGUUGAAGGAAAUUGUCGAACGGGAAACCAACAACAAGCUGACGGUUCCGUAUUUGCUGCAUCUGUCAAAGAAUUCGGAGAUUUUGGCACAAUCGCUGGCGGUGGUGUUUUUGGAUAAUUAUAACGACACUUAUCUACACUUGAUAAAAGUUCAAUCGAAAUUCUGGCCCUCGAAUUACAGUGCCAGCAACGUGAUUCACAUCGUUACGAAUCUGCUGCUGAAGGUGAAGAAAAAAUCCAUUGAGGUUCUGCUAACGCUGCCACGAAUAUCGGAAAAAUAUUCCUGGUGCCAGGAACUGUUGGAAAUGCUAUUCGUCGAACUGGAAACGAUCGUUCUGGAGAAACGCUCCUGCCCGCUGCUGGACGAUGCAGUGAAAGAUUCAUCCAAAGAUCUGCUGUGGCGUUCGUGUCUCAGCGAUUGUUCGCUGGCCCAGCAAAGUGCCGUUCGUUUAAUUCUGCUGGCCAGUCUCAAGUCGUCCUACUUCCUGCAGCAAUCCAUUGCCCAGAUGUUGAUGGCUUCGUCUGGUGUUCCGACCAAUCCCAGCAAACCGCACCUGAAUGCCCUGGCUCGAAUGCUCGGUGGACCGCACGGGUCUGCCGAGUUGCCACGAAUUAAACCAGCUUUCGAAAUCGCACUCGGUCGGAUGCUGCUCAAUCCAACCGCCGGCAGAGGCAGCCGGGAAAAUUUUAACGUCCUGCAGAAUCUGGUGGAAAUUGUCAAGCUCGAACGAGACUCGUUCAAUGUGCACCUGAAGAAGACGAACUGCGUUCGAGUGCUGCAGGAACUGCUCGGCAAACUGCUUACCAUCUGGGAUGCACUGAUGUGUCAGGAAAAGUAUGUGCUGAUGCCGCAACUGCAGGAAGAGGUUCGGCCCGCACCGGUCGAGGUUAAGAUGGAAAUCAAACGCAUCAAACUGGAGGAUGGCGGCUCACAACCGAUGGACACGGGAGAGGGAACCAGUGAACAGGCGCCGGCAUCGUGUACCACCGAUCGAUUCGGUGGCGCACCGAGCUCGGUUUUUGAUCAGAUUCACAUGCUGGCCAAGUUGAUCGACUGCAUGGAGUUGAACGCAAAGGUGUACGUUUUCGAUAUGCCCGAAACGCUCAAACUGGCGCAGCUGACCGUUCGGUACUUUUUCCUGUGCCUGCAGCAGGCACAAUCCGGUGGCAAUCCGAGCACGGACGACGAUACCAAUCUGCACCGGUGCUAUCAGUUACUGUCGAGACACUGUGCAACCCGGAAAGCGGCGAGAACCGCCGCACUGCGAGAUAUUUUAGAAGGAGCCCUGUAUCUGUACGGGAAUCUGUUCGGUUCGCAGAUCGAAAGUGAUUCCGUCGAGUACAUCAAACCGGACGAGCUGCUGAUCAAGCUGAACCAGAAACAGGGACUGACGAUGAACGCUACUCGAUCGACUGUGCUGCAUGCUGGUAUCAUCGGUCAGGGACCGAAACAACCGGUCAAAUCAGCCGACGGUCCCGAGUUGGAGAUGCAGAAUCGUCUGAUCAGUGCCAUCGUGGCGUGCUGUCAGGAUACCGAACACCAAAAUACGAUCGAUGGCUACAGCUAUUUGUCGCUACUGCUGGUCGAACUGGUUUCACCCGAUGUGAUGUACAACGGACUGCCCUGGCCGGAAGAAGAGUUCACCAAAGUGACGAUGGAGCGUGAUCUGCAAAUCCGACGAAUGUUCCGCACCUGUCCGAUACUGUGGUCGAUUCUGGGACUGAUCGCCUGUUACCGUCCGGCACUCUGCUACAGUUCGGUACUUCUGCGGGCUCUCUGUGCUUCGGCCCUUCACCAGUGGCGCUCGAAAUCCGCCGAAACGAUGAAUGGUCAGAAGACGGAACUGAUGCACAUGACUAUCAAGUUGCUGGAACUGCUGGCCCUGGGACAAUUGCUGCCACCACCCCUUAGCUAUCUACACAUUGUCCUGCCCCAUCUGGAUGCGACCGAGAUCGUGUACGUUCUCAAGGAGUGCAUCUGGAACUAUCUGAAGGAUCACGUCCCCUCACCGGUGCUGUUCGUGUGCGACCCGACCGGUUUCCACUGGCGUGAUCCGGCAACAUCGCGUCCCCCGCCGCAGUACACCAACCCGCUACGGCACACGAUGCAACGUAAACUGGACCGACUGGGUCAUCUUUAUCAGCAGAUGUUUUUCGAACCGGAACUACGGUUUCCCACUACCCAAAUGCCGGCUGUUCCGGUUGUGAUGGUCAACGGAUUGGGAAACGGUGGGCCACUGCUACAAGCAACCAACGGAAAUGGUCUGCCGCCCCUCGUGGUGGUGGCUGCCAACGGCAAUGGACAUCUGGCAGGAGUUAACCCCAACGUUGCUGCUGCCGGCGUGGGUCCGGUCAUACUGGGACCCGUUGUUACGAUAGAUUAGACUAGCUGUCACCUUCUUUCUACAAACAGUGAAAUGUAGAUAGACGUCAGAAUC